Molecule: messenger RNA, 780 nt
Organism: Entamoeba invadens IP1
Lineage: Eukaryota; Evosea; Mastigamoebida; Endamoebidae
Product: palmitoyltransferase ERF2, putative
Exons: 2
Coding region: 1-780 (259 amino acids)
Biological process (GO): peptidyl-L-cysteine S-palmitoylation; protein targeting to membrane
Cellular component (GO): Golgi apparatus; endoplasmic reticulum
Molecular function (GO): protein-cysteine S-palmitoyltransferase activity
Source: RefSeq, a predicted model, not a curated record
AUGGAGUCCAUCAUGAAUGGUGGUCGCCCGCACUUAGAAAAAGCACCUGCGGUGCUUUAUGCUGUUGUUUCAUUUCUUUUCAUUUCAACGACAUACAUCAACAUCAAGAUGUCGUCAGUCAGCACAUUAUUUCUAUUACUUCGUAUACCCGUCUGGAUCCUUGAAGUCCUCAUCGGCUUCUUAAUGCUCAAAAUCCAUUACACCGAUCCGCACUCAAAAGACUAUUCGAAGUAUAAAUGUUACGUCGGACCCCCUCGCAAAAUUUUUAUGCAGAGCACUUCGAACAUCAAACGUCUUGAGACCAACCAAAUAGACGACACUGUUUUUUAUAACCCGGAUAAUGCACUCGACUUUUGCUUAGAGUGUCAAACAGUGAAGUACCCUCGUGUGACACAUUGUGACAUAUGUAAUACUUGUAUAUUAAGAUAUGACCAUCACGACACUAUACUCGAGACUUGUAUAGGUCAACACAACUACGCAAUGUACUACGUGUAUGUCUUGGGUGUCGUUAUUGUCACUGGAAUCAAUUGUAUCCUCUUUUUCGUCAACCAAUUUUGUGCGAUGCUCUUUGACUUCCGUUUGCUGUUCCUCAGCUUCCUAUUUGCAAACGCUUCACUCCUCUUUUUGUAUUACCGAAAAUUGUACCUUUUAAUAUACCAACUCCAACAUAACUUCACACAAGCCGAAUCGGAAAAAUUCCAGAACAGCAGACUCAUUCGAUGCCCAUAUCACUACGACACCGGGGAUAUCACACUGAAUGUCAGAGACGCCUUUUAUUGA